AUAUCAACCAAGUAGACUGCCACCAGCAUCAAAUUUCCGUGUGUGUGUGAGAGAGAGAGAGACACGAAGAGUGCGCUGGACUCAUUUUCCAGAGUGAGCGAGCGACAGAGAGAGAGAGAGGUUCAGAAAGCUUUGGAGCGUUUAAAGAAGAAACGACUUGCUGCUGUGCCACAUUUCCACUCUGUACACCCUUUAAAAACACCGUAAAUACAUUUUCCCGAAAAAGUUGGAAAAGCGGCCAUGGACGGGAUAACAUACGGACGCACGCUGCUCUUGUGCACCUUGCUCCUCUGGGUAUUUCAAGUCGUAAGCAGUGGAAACGUGAAUGUGGUUGUGAAACCUAAAGUGGAGGUGUUAAAGGGACAGCCUGCCACACUGCCCUGCACAGUCACCCCAUUAACAACUGGCACAGUUGUUGAAUGGUACAUUGACUUGGGAACUAGAACACGUAUAGCUUUCCGCCAGGGUACGGAGAAAAAGGUUGACCCUGGCACCCCUCUGACAGAUCGGAUCAAUAUUGGAGAAGACUUCACUUUGACCAUUUCCUCUGUUAAACCCUCUGAUGAGCUAAACUUCACCUGUCAAGUCAGUGACCCUGCUGGGUCUCCAGAUGGUACCACUUCUCUGAAGGUCUUUUCUGAGCCCGAACACCCAAAACUUUCAACAUCUCAGGCCAUUUCUGUAGGAACUCCUUCUAGCUCAGAGGUCGGCACCUGUGAAACGAAGAAUGGGCAUCCUCUUCCAAGAAUUGUCUGGUUCAGAGAUGCCAAACCCCUUCCUGAGGUCAAAGACAAACGAGAGAAAACAUACAUGGUUACCAAACAAGUGACGGAGACUUCGGGUCUCAUCACUGUAAUGAGCAGUCUGUACAUGCAGCCCACCAAAGAGGACAAGGAUUCUGAGUUUUACUGUACUGUGGAGUACAGCAUGCCGGGGAACAAGAUCGAAACGAAAGAUUCUAACCGCAUCAAGAUCAACCUAAACUAUCCUUCUGGCACAAUCAAGUUUUCCCUGUUUAACGCUACUGUACCAGUCAAAGAGGGUGAUACUGUAACCAUGAAAUGUGAGACUGAUGGGAACCCCCAGCCUCUAUUUGAGUUCACUAAAAAUGGAGCAGAUGUCCAAGGUAAAGAUGGUCUUCUCAUACUGAAAUCUGUCAAGCGUUCUGAUGCUGCACAGUACAAGUGCACAGCAUUAGAUUUCGAGAUUGACUUUGUCUUGGAAAAGACGAUUAACCUCACUGUCGACUACAUUGACCCAGUAAAUGUGACACCAGCUGAAUCUAAAGUUGUCAUGCUUGGAGACAAAGCAACAUGGCAGUGUAAGACCAAGGCUUCUCGUGUUCAUACAGUUCAGUGGAAAAAGGGCUCUGAGGUGCUGUCUCAGAACGGGACUCUGUCAAUACAAAACGUUUCCUAUCAAAAUGCUGGAGAAUAUGUUUGUGUUGGAGCUGUUCCGUCUGUGCCAGGACUGAUGUCCCAGGCUAGCGUCAACCUCACAGUCAAAGGAAAGCCAGUGAUUGACCCUCCUGCUCCUGUAAGGGUGGGGAAGGAAGGAGACAAGGUGACCCUGAUGUGCGUAGCCUACAGUUUGACUUCCCCUGACUUCACCUGGAAGCCCUCAGGAGGAGAACAGUCGAUAAUGGUGGAAGGUAACAAGUGGGUGAGCACUUUGACCCUGAAAACCACAGCUGAUAUCAUAAACAAUGGGGUGACCUGCAAGGUCAACAAUGAGCAUGGAACAGAUAGCAUGGCCUUCCCACUUUCUCUCGAACAAGUUGGCAGCUCAGCUGAAGUGCUGCUUUCUGGAAACCCUGUGCUAACAUCAGCUGGACAGGGAGGCUCCAGUGCGGUGGUGAUAGCUGUGGUGGUGUGUGUUCUGCUCCUCCUGUUGCUGGUUGGCCUCCUCUACUGCCUAAGCAAGAACAACAAGCUGUCUUGCAGCAAGAAGGACACGAAGGAAGUGAACUCUGGAAUGACGAACAGUAGCGUCGUGGUGGAGCUGAAGACAGACAAGCUCAAUGAAGAGGAUGGUCUCCUAAACAAGAAAAAUGCAACAGAACAGUGAUAAAACCAGAUGAUGAAAAAGGCUCCCAGAAGGAUGAAGCGAAGAGGACAACAGGAUAUGAAGACAACAGGGCUAAUUUCAUUAUUUUUUUUACUAGACUGGUGAUAUUAAAGUGGUGGGGGCAAUGAGAGGUGGAGCAGGGAGAUGGGUUUAUGUUGAGGGUGUGGCUACACAGCAUGUUCGGCAUUGGCUAUUCUUGUUUUAUAACCUGCAAUAGCCAAGAUGGGUGGAGUUUUUUUUAUUUUUACUUUGCCUUUUUUAAAAGAUAGACUUCUUAGACCUCUAUCCAACUUGUCCUACCGCAGGUUUAAAACAAUACAUGUGCGAAAUCAUAAUGUGGCAACACUGGAUAAGCAUGUCUUCUUUCAGGUCGUGUCCAAUCAUGUCGUUCACUCCUCUGCAGAGAAGAGCUGUACUAAGAAGUAUGAUUGGCACACGCUUAAACACAGUGACAGAAUCUUCUUAUUGGCCCCAAAGGAAACCUCAAAUUCAUUUUCUUCUAGUGUUAGUCUCCAUUUAAGCAUAACACUGAACAGCUUUUCUGUUUUGGAGUCUGCAGUUAAAAUAUCUUUCCUUUCUGCUGGUAACAUUAGGCAAAAACACACCCGGCUGUUACUCUGUUUGAUUCACCUCCCUAACAAGCUAUGAUUUACACUCACAUUUAAUCCCCGAGCACGCUGUUUGGCACGCGUAACUGUCGAGUUUUUGUUCAAAGAAUCUCUGUGUUUGCUUUAGUGUUGUUUAAUUGCAUUUUUGCCACCUGUGACUGUUUAUAGAUAUAUAUAUAUAUUUCUUUCGGUAUCUCUAAUUAGCUUUCAGUAGAAACAAUCCAGGCUUUUAAUAACACCAAUUCUGUCUCUAAAAUUGCUUGCCUUUUUUAAUCCAGCUGAAAAGCAACCAAACAAGCAAGCUAUUAGGUUGUACAAAUUUGUUCCUGCCAUUUGCAGCGCACUUGUAUAUUAUGUCAGUAUACCAACUGUUCACUUGUUUUCCUAUGUGCUUAUGUUUUCCUCUGUAAAUUCAAAUAAUGCUCACCCUGCCUAUCAAGCAGGAGGAAUACUGUGCAUGAUGUGGAGUCCAAGGUGUCUGUGGUUACUGACCUGCAAGCAGUAAUGGCUACUAUUUAUUUCUCAGUGUUUCACAGAGUUUUGGUCCCUACUUCAGGAUGAAAGCUGGGGCCAGUGAAGUGAAAACUGAGGAACCAUCCGCAUGAGCACAGCACACAGUGGUUUUGCUCAGAAAGCCCAGUUUUCACCAGCUUUCGCUGUGAAAUUGGUGUAAUUUGGUGAAAUGGCUGACAAUCUCAAACAGUAGCCCGCUGUGCUGUUGUUUUCCCAUGACAACAAAUUGGGACUUUGAGCAGCUGCGGUGCACUAGUCGCAGAUUCACCUGUUGGGAGUAAUCACUUGCACAGGCUCACUCUAGUUUGAAACAAGCAGGGGAGGCAAGGUGUGGGAGAGACUGGGGUUGUUCUUGGGGUAUCUACCUUUUAUUUUUUACCAAAUGAAAGCUUUUGAGUGUCACAGCAGGUGUGUCUGUGUUUAGGUACGAUGUUUUUGUUUAUCCCCUACACUGUCGGCAGGCAAAAAAAGGAAAACAAAAGCUUUGAUAAAGGGGCACAUCCCCUUUUACUUUGUUUUACACUGGAACUAGUGGCCUUGAUUUAUAUUUUUUUUUUAAAAAAGGUCACCUCAAACCACUCUCUGUGCCCGCAAAGCUCAUUAUGUUUUUACUGUCUGUCUGCUGAUCUUACCAUAAACAUGUUGAGUGUUAGCAACCCUGUGGGGGCAGGUGAAGAUAGAUAGUUGAUUUCUUUUUUUCCCCACUUGUUUUAUAUGAAAAUAAUAUGGUACAGUAUAAAAGUUGUUUAGAAAGGGGAUUGUUAAUUUUUGAACUACUGACGUUUUUUUCCAAUGCUUUUCCACUUGCUGAGAGAAGAGAUUUUUUUUUUUUUUUUUGAGAUUCCAUUGAAAUGCUUUACUCUUCUCUCUUUACUGUAUACUGUAUAUUUUGUGGUACAUUGUUGUGAUGUGUUGAUGUGUCUUUUUGUUUUGCUCCAGCCAUGUAGAAUUUAUAAUGAAAAAAAAAAAAGAAAAAAAGAAAAAUUACCCCAUUCACCCAA
Oreochromis niloticus (Nile tilapia) is the source of this 4189-nucleotide messenger RNA. It is a transcript of the gene bcam, whose product is annotated as basal cell adhesion molecule (Lutheran blood group). The transcript has 17 exons. The coding region runs from base 241 to 2067 and encodes 608 amino acids. Lineage: Eukaryota; Metazoa; Chordata; Actinopteri; Cichliformes; Cichlidae. The record is from RefSeq and is a predicted model, not a curated record. Gene Ontology annotation, biological process: cell-cell adhesion. Gene Ontology annotation, molecular function: cell adhesion molecule binding. Gene Ontology annotation, cellular component: plasma membrane; cell-cell junction.